Molecule: messenger RNA, 8267 nt
Organism: Amaranthus tricolor (Joseph's coat)
Lineage: Eukaryota; Viridiplantae; Streptophyta; Magnoliopsida; Caryophyllales; Amaranthaceae
Exons: 6
Coding region: 6843-7964 (373 amino acids)
Molecular function (GO): protein binding
Source: RefSeq, a predicted model, not a curated record
GCCGUCAUUUCUCCUUCUCCUCCUUCUUUCUUUCUCUCUUCUCCUUCUUUCUUCCUUCCCCGACCAGCAGCCGCUUUCCUCUCUUUCCCCCCAGCCGCGUCUCUCUCUUCCCCCAAACCAGCAGCAGCCGCCGCCUUAUUCCCCUCGCAAGCAGCAGCCACGCAGCACACACUCUCCUCCUCCCUCGCUGUGUCUAGCCGGCAGCAGACCCACGAACAGCCGCCAGUUGCGGUUCAAUUUAAGGCCCUCUUCAGCCAUUCUUGGCUUUCGUGCACCACCACCUCAACCUUCAUCCUCCUCUUCACCAUCCUUGCUAGUUUUAAUCCUUGUGCCUAUUACGUAAGAGGAAAGUAGAGCCUUAGUUGGGUGAUUUUGUGACUUUUGAUCGUGCAGUGACGCUUACAGGUACGUACACGCAGUAACUAACCCUUAUAUGCAAUUUGUUUUAAGACAUUAUUGUUUAUUGUGAUAAUAUACAUUGCAUUGAAACUAUGAGAUACUAUUGAGUACACUUUACAUGAAGAGCUAUCGACUAUGAAAUCCUUGCGCUUAGAAUAGUUUAGAGAAUGAGAGUUAAUAGAAGGCGAGAACUACCCCUUAUUAUUUAAGAAUUAGAUUAUGCCUAAUUGGAGUUAGAAUGACUCCUUUAUAGGUGAAUUUCAUAUUCUAUAGAGUGGCCCAGUGGGUUUUGGCGCGCUGCUAUCCCAGGGCGCUCAUUAAUAGUCGAGAGUGGAAGUUAUUCCCAUCUGAUAAGGUACUAUAUUAUGAUUAGCUGGCGUGACUUAACUGGAUUAUGUCCGGUUGUUUUAUUAGUCCCCUAGGUGAGGUUCGACGGGACCACCGUAAGGGGGGUAUGAGCAUGCUUGGGUCAUUGGGCGCCGGGAGGCCGAUAACGCCCCUUGACCGAGGUGUUACCAUGCGGGCCUUGCAAACCCCAAUAUGGUGGCCUCUUCACUGGUUUAGUACCCCAGUGUGUUAGGUUUUUCCCAAAGGUAGGACCCGAGAGGGUCAGCUGGAGGGGGCAUGAGCUCAUACUUUGCCAAUGGGCGCCGGGAGGCCGAUAACGCCCUUGGCCGUGUCACUAUGCCAGGAAGUAGAGAAAAGAUCCACUGAUAGAAAACUAUUCAGUGAUAGAAAGUUUAUUCAUUGAUCGAAAGUUAUGUAAUGAUAGAAGGUUCGUUCUUUGGUAGAAAGCUUACGCGUUGAUAGAACGUUUACUCUUUGAUAGAAUAUUUACUCAUUGAUAGAACAUAUACUUAUUAUUGAUAGAAUAGUUUAUGCUAGUGAGAAGUGUGCCUAAGUUAAGUUACUUCAAGGGUAUUACAGACUAUGGUCACACUUACCUUAAGAUAGACAAGCUCUAUAAGGGCAUGUGUUAGGUAUUCUGUUAAUGCCUUGGUCAAGUUGAACUAUGCGUGUUUUGCAAGAGUUUAUGUUUGAAAGGAGGAGCGUGAAGACCUACAUUCUACCCAAGAGCACAUGGUUCGGGUUGGAAAGCACGUAAUGAAAUUAAGAAGUAGAAGUGGCCGAUAAACGGUUACUAUCCGUGCUUGCAUUUUAUGAAAUCACCUUAUUUUGUUUUAUGAUAUAAUGCUAUCUAGUAGUUGGCCUUAUUAUAUUUGAUGCUAGUUACUGACGUGUACGUGUACGUGUUUAUGUUUGAUUGUUGAUGAUUUUCUAUGAUUGUCUAGCUAUGACGCAUUGGCCUUUGGUCUAAUGUUGAGCAGCAGGAGGAUCAUAGACAGGCGUAGCAGGUACUGGAGCUUCUUAUGUGUUGCAUUGCAUUUGGGAAAAGUGAUGAGGGCGAAGCAUAACCUGUGUCCUUACCGCUAUCUUUCGAUUUUGUAUCUCUUGUUAUCUUUUGUAAAUUUUGAUUGUAUAUGUUUUGUUAUGAGGCCUUGUGUCCUCCCACGUGUAUUUGUAUUUCCGCUGCGUAGUCUAUAACACUGUAUGGUUUUAAGGAGUUAAGUCUUUUUAAAACGCAAACGUCGACGCUAGAACCACGAUCCAUGCUUGGCAUGUUGAUUUAAGGAGCUGGCGACGAAUCAUUCCGCCGUGACAUAGUUUUGAUAGGCCGUUGGUGCCUUUACUUUAUUAGCUUCUGAAUAACUUUUGUUUUUCUACAAAGACGCACAGUUUUAAGGCAGAUGCUGCCAAAAUUUUCACUCACCUUUUUGAUUUCUUUUCCUUUUUCUUUUAUGUAACACCCGAAUUUCCUCCCGUCCUUUACGGUUUUGGUUUCGUUAAGGGGUCGGAAAUUCUGGGGUGUUACAGGUGGUUACCAGAGCCAGUGGUCCCUAUUUUCGACGCUUUGUGUCCUCAAAUUCGUUGAGAAAUUGCUUGAAGUUAGAAGUUAUUCGUGAGAGUUUGGGUAGAUAUGGGAUAGGUGCAUAUAUUACAUAUUCAUGCAUAAUGAUUAUCAUUGCACGUGCAUAGAUUAAUAUAUAGUUUGUUUCGCUUGUUAUGAGAUUCAUUCUUAUGUAUGUUAUUAUUAUAAUUAAAAGUUAUGAUGGUGGUUUGAAUGAUGACACGAUUUAACAAUCAGUAGAUUUAAAUUAUGCAUUAUCAAGCAAUAAUGAAAUUCUUAAGUAUUUGGUUCAACUCACUAGUUGUAUUAUAAGUAGUCAUUAUGGAGAUAUGAAGUAUGAAUGAUGAAAUUCUAGAGAAGUUUGUUGCAUCGGGAACUUUCUCUUGUUUGUGAUGAUUAUAUGAAAUUUAGUCUUAUGUGUCUGAACAUUUGUUCAUGUUAAUUGUUUUCAUAAAGCUUACGAGUUUUGAUAUGGAUCCUAUACAUGAACCCACUGUUUAUUUAUUUGCUUGGGCAUUCCCUUUAUCAAGUGCAUUCGUUCAUCAUAACAUAGAAGUGGUGAUUAUAAUUCUCUUGAAUAUGUUUAAUAACUGUGCAAGUAUGAUCGUAAGUAAUUGAACUAGAAUAAGGAUAAGAGCUAGAGUGUAAUAAGAAUUCGAUAUACUGUAAACGAAAGAAAGGGGUCUUGUAUGCAAUACCUUGUAAAUAAAGUUUUAGUCACCAGUUGAUGAUAAUAAUGCGGUCAUAGUUAAAGUAUAGAUGCGUUAAAACCUAAAUAUUAAGGAGAAGUUCAAGAGCAUGUUAAGAAUUAAUUGAGAGUAAAAAAAAAAAAAUAAAAAAAAUAAUCCUAGUUGAAGUGGCUCUUUGGAUAAAAUAUGGGUGAUUUUGAGUUUGAGUAUCAGAGGAGAAAAUUAUCAUUCGCAAGUCCUUUAUAUUUUGUAUUUCGUUGAGACAUGGUAUAUCAUUCAUACAUAAGUCGGAAACUUUAUAUUAAAGUGGAUAGCUAAAGAAUAAUCAUCAUAAACAAAUUUGCAUGUUAAGGGCCUAAGGAUUGAUUCGAGGGAGCACUAUGGAGUUAAAUUGAUAAUUUUGUCUUAUUAAAUGCUUAUAUGGAGUGAUGAAUGUUUUAAUCGGAUGACAAUGUGAAGAAGAAUCGCGACGGUUUUAAAGCGUUAGCUAGAUAGAAUGAUAUUUGAAAUUAAAAAGGAAUCUGUGAUAUUAUAAUUGGUUUCCUCCUGACCUUCUGGGCAGUCCCAAGACAUAAGGAUAAAAUAAUCUGAUGAUGAGGUGAAAUGAGCGUCUUCGUGCACAUAAGAUACGGUUAAAUGUUUUAAGUAUCUUUGAGUAUCUCAUUGAUCACCAAUUUAAUAGUCUUGCCAGUGUAUUGAAAUGAUAAGACUUAGAUGAGAUUCCAAAUAAAGUUGAGCUUACAAAGAUUACUGUUUUACUAAUAAUUGAUGUGAUACGUGGUAAAUUAAGGUUGGAGAGUUACUGAAGAUAAUGUGGUUCUAAUAAAAGUCGAGAGGUGUUUUAAUACCUAAAUAUUGAAGAAACAACAUUGAGUAUGCGAAUAGUUAUAAUUUAAGAGACGAAUUGAGAUAAGGGAUUAGGUCUUAGAUGAUUAUUAUACACAAUCAUUAUUAUGCGAUAAAGAGAGUUAAAUAAUAUUUACACUUGUGUUGAGAAGAGUUUUAAUUUGAUGUUACCAAGUCAUUCGAUCGUAAUAAGCAUUUGAUGAAAAGAGUUUUGAAAUUUUGACGUGUUUUAAUACAAACGUUUAUGUUAUAGUUGUUAGUUUUAAGUUUCGCAUCUUAGGUUGAAGGACAAUUGAAUUCCACUUGUUUGCGAAGGAAUAAUUAUAAUGCAUAAUUUUAAGUGUUGCGUUAUUUUGUUGGAUUGUGUCGUUGUACUUUUGUAUAGUGUUAGGAUUAUUAAUGUAGCAGUCAUGUGGUUGCGAUAACGCUCUUAUAGUUAGAGGUAGUAUUGUGAUGGAAAUGUUAUGAUGUAGAUUGGAUAUUGCGAAAUUAGUGUUGGUAGCACAACUUUAUCAAAUUGUAUGAUACAUGACUGCUUUGCUAUUAAUAUUGGAAAUUGUAGUGAUGUAGGUGUGUUCAUCAGUUAUUUUUUUUUAUCUUGCAUUUUCUUUUUUUUAUGUAUACAUAAGAUGUCAUCUUUGUUGAGCAUCGCUACUAUUAUUACCCUGUUAGUACCAUUAGCACCGUCGUUAUAUACGUACAUGAUGCAUUACUUUAGUCAUAUAUAAGUUCAUGAUCUUAAUUGAUAUAAAUUCUAUACUUUCAACAUAUCUAGUCGUAUGGUAAGAGAAUAGCUGAAAAAUAUUGGUAACCUUUGACAUUGCCCUUCAUGAUUCUAAAUCAUCCUCACAUUGUCAUAAUUAGAAUUUGAAAUUUUGAUGCAUAAUGGUUUUAUUAUUGAACAACUAUGAUAUGUGUAUUAGUAUUGUGGCUGUGAAUGUAUGAUUAUUAACUACAAUCUCUUGCUAAAAUGUGGCAUAUAUAAUCGGAUUAUAUACUUGAAACAUGUAUUAUGUUAUGAGUUAUUAAUUCGAGUUGUUAAUCUAUUAAUCAAGUCAUGAUGUAUGAUUUAGAAUGUUAUAAAAUGAUUUGAUCAUAUAUGAUUAAUGAAAAGAGGAUUUCAUGUUAAUUAAAAGGCUAUGUUAUGAUAAGUAAAAUAAGCAGUGAAUCGAUUUGGGAGUCGAUAACCAACCAGUUUUGUAAGAUACAAGUAUCCUCAGGUCUAGGGUAUGUAAUUGUAAUAUGAGUUAAGUGUUGAGCAACUUCGUGCACUUUACUUUUAGGACUUUGUUGUUUUGAUAUUUUACCCCCAUUCAUGGUUUAAAUUAUAAUAGUUCAAUCUUCCGUACAUUUCAAGAUUAUCAAAAGUACGACCUUAGGUGGUCACGUAGAAGUGGAAAGGUUGUUUGAAGAAUUACAUUAGAUAACAGGACAUUUCGUGUUGUUACGAGCUCAAGUGAUACACUUUUUAAAAGACACAUGUGCUAGAUCCGUUACUUUUGAAAACAUUGAGGAAAGUUAUCUUACUAGAACACAUUGAGAAUUAGAUACUAAGGUGUGUAGUACUGAGAUCAAAGAUAUUAAAUAACUAAAGUUUCAUGGUCUAACCACAAUAUCCUUGCAUAUGUUUCGAGGUUAGUGAGUUACGGGGUCGUAACUAAGUUUUAAGGGGGGGUUGAAUGCGGUAAAAUUCCGCGCAUUUACACGCAUUUUCUCCUGCGUUUUCACGCAUUUUUUGUCUCUAUGAUAACAACCUAUUACAAACUUACAUGCUUUCGAUCGAUUGUUUGAACCAAUUUAUGUAAUAUUUACAUGCUUUUGAUUGAUUGUUUGAAUCAAUUGGUGUGAUAUUUACAUGCUUUUGAUUAGAUGUUGAGCCAAUUUAGGUGAUUAUGAAUACUCGAAAUGAGAUAUGUAUGAAUAUUAUGAUAGAUUGAGUAUCCUUUUGUUAAAAGUGUCAAUAAGGUCACAAUCCUUGAGUCAAUUUUGGAGCUCAAAAUAGUUAAAACACCUUCUUGAGUUAUUAGAAAUACAAGUUUCCAUGAAUUGUACUCUUGUUACUCUAGUUUCGGGGACGAAACUCCUUUUAAGGGGGGUAGUCUGUAACACCCCGAGAUUCUCUGACGUCAUUAAUUAAUAUUUUAAUGACUUUUGGGUAUUUUAUAAUUAUAUUAAAUUAAUUUUGAAGUAGUUUUAAUAAACUCCUUUCAUAUACGAAUUUAAAUAUUAACAUAUAUUUAUAUUAAAAAUACAAUUAGAAUUUCUAAAUAAAGAGGUUCGAAUCAAAAUUUUUUUAUUUCAUUAAUAUGUGUGAGUACACAAAGGUGAGUCUCUUAGUUGAGCCUCGCAAGAAAAUGAAUCUAGAUUAAAUAAAUAAAUGAAUAAACAUAAUAAUAAUAAUAAUAAUAAUAAUAAUAAUAAUAAUAAUUAGUAUAAAACCGUGAAACCCUAAAUGCUCAUGAGAAGCCGUCAUUUCUCCUUCUCCUCCUUCUUCCUCUUUCUUUCUCUCUUCUCCUUCUUUCUUCCUGCCGCUGCACCAGCAGCCGCUUUCCUCUCUUUCCCACCAGCCGCGUCUCUCUCUUCCCCCAAACCAGCAGCAGCCGCCGCCUUGUUCCCCUCGCAAGCAACAGCCACGCAGCACACACUCUCCUCCUCCCUCGCUGUGUCUAGCCGGCAGCAGACCCACGAACAGCCGCCAGUUGCAGUUCAAUUUAAGGCCCUCUUCAGCCAUUCUUGGCUUUCGUGCACCACCACCUCAACCUUCAUCCUCCUCUUCACCAUCCUUGCUAGUUUUAAUCCUUGUGCCUAUUACGUAAGAGGAAAGUAGAGCCUUAGUUGGGUGAUUUUGUGACUUUUGAUCGUGCAGUGACGCUUACAGCUAUGACGCAUUGGCCUUUGGUCUAAUGUUGAGCAGCAGGAGGAUCAUAGACAGGCGUAGCAGGGGUCGGAAAUUCUGGGGUGUUAUAGUUAGGUAUCAAUUGAAUUGAAGAAAGGGAGCGAUGCCGGAAAAAAUGGUGGUGGAAAAGAGAGGGGAAUUGAAGAAUAAGAUGAUAUUAGGGAGCGACGUGGUUGAACCUAGGAACCCUUUACUUAUGGCACCUCCUGAUUGUCGUGAAAUUGUUUACUAUGUUUUGGAUCUGAACACUGCUGAAGUCUCAUCACUUCCUCGUAUCGUGUUUGGUAAUGGUUGUCAGCCUCCCGCGGGUGUUGUGGGAUCUACACUUUAUGUUUUUGGGGGCGGCAAAUCGUUCUCCUCCGGUGACGGUGAUGAUUCCGCAAAAUCAAAACCCAAGAAAGGUAAGAGGAAACAGAAAGGCUUAUUCUCAUGUCAUAUGCUAGAUCUUACCAAACCUAAAGAUGGUUGGAGACUAGCCACCGCUGGGCUCGAUCAGUCACCAGCCGUAAGGGCCAAUGGGGCGUGGCCAGAAGGUAUCGUCGAAUUUGGUGGGAAGAUAUAUGUUUUUGACAACUCUGAAUCUGGUUUUAUUGGCGAGGUUUUCGAUCCUCAACAUAAUAAUUGGCGUCGCUUAAAGUCGCCUCCGUUCCCACCGCCACCGUGUGGUGAUGGGGAUCAGUUGUUUGAUUACCGCACACUAACUCUUCCGAUUAUGGCGGAUCACAAAAGAAACAGAAUCAUGGUGUACUUCCAGUAUAUCAAAACGAUUUAUGCCUAUUAUCCAUGUGAGGAUCAAUGGCGGUGUCUGGUUGAGGACCUUAAAGGUGGAUGGCUAAGGUGGGGAGAGCCCGUGACUAUCGCAGAUGAUGGGGUUAUCUAUAUUCAUAAUCCUAGAAUGAAGGCAUUCUUUAGGGCUUAUGAUACAGUCACUAAGGAAUGGUUGAACGUAAGACUGUCCCCUGAGGCUGAGGCUAAAGCCGACUAUCAAUCUUAUCUUAUCUAUAGCGAAUAUGAUGCCUUAUUAUAUCGGGGCAAUGGCGUGCUGUGCUUGAUCCAUUCCGUUUUUCGUUGUGACGACAUCCCCUCCUUUGAACAUAUUGUCCAAUUCAAAGUCCAACUCGUCAACUUGAAUGCCAACUCUAAGGAUGUUCUUGUCACUCCGCUUUCUUCCCAAAAUUAUAAUCUCCCCUCUCGCUGCAGUACUUUUCACUACCUCCCUGUCUAGAUAGGUGUGUUGCAACUUGAGGGCCAAUGAACGAGCUUCAUGUCUAAGCUGGAAUUGUGAAGAGCUGCGUUGAUGUUGAAAGUCAUGUGUUUAUUUUAGCUGCAAUAGCGAUUGUAGCAGCAAUAGCAAUCAUAACUUAUUAAGGCAUGUUAUUAGUCCAUGUAUAUUUGGAAUUGUAGUAGCCUGGCUGGUAUGCUUAAAAAGAAGUCUUAUUUCCUGGCUGGUAUGACUUUCAUCUUUGCUACACACCAUUAAACUUUUAUAAUCAAUGAUACACCCAAAUAUAAUCCUAAUUAACAACAG